Molecule: messenger RNA, 4161 nt
Organism: Iphiclides podalirius (scarce swallowtail)
Lineage: Eukaryota; Metazoa; Arthropoda; Insecta; Lepidoptera; Papilionidae
Source: the annotation of a GenBank genome assembly
AUGUUUCACGAACCAGCAGUUAUGCCGCGCGAUGAAAGUCAGGAAAAUUAUCCUGACGCUACAAUGCUGCUGAUACUGCUGGGAGUUCUGCAGCUCAGUCAUGGCCUGCCUCAAAAGCCGAACCUGGACGCGAUCCUGAACCGGAGGACGGACGUCUACAUAGCCGGUUUCUUCCCUUUCGGCAAGGGAGUCGAGAACUCUAACACUGGUCGUGGGGUGAUGCCCAGCGUCAAGCUGGCGCUGGACCACGUCAACGAGCAUGACUCCGUGCUGCGAAACUACCGUCUCCACAUGUGGUGGAACGACACAGAGUGCAACGCCGCCGUGGGUGUCAAGUCCUUCUUCGACAUGAUGCACAGCGGGCCCCACAAGCUGAUGCUCUUCGGGGCGGCCUGCACCCACGUCACCGACCCCAUCGCGAAGGCCUCCAAGCACUGGCAUCUUACGCAGCUCUCGUACGCGGACACCCAUCCGAUGUUCACCAAGGAGGCGUUCCCCAACUUCUUCCGCAUCGUGCCCUCCGAGAACGCCUUCAACCUGCCCCGCAUCAGGCUCCUGCAGCACUUCAACUGGACGAGAGUAGGGACAAUCUAUCAGAACGAGCCCAGAUACGCACUGGCGCAUAACCGUCUGCUCGCUGACUUGGACGGCCACGGCUUUGACAUAGACGAGACGCAGAGCUUCGCCACCGAAGUCAGAAGCGCUCUCGCGAAGCUCAAGGAGAAGGACAUCAGGAUCAUUCUCGGGAACUUCAAUGAAACGUGGGCGAUGAGGAUAUUCUGCGAGGCAUAUAAGCUGGAGAUGUACGGGCGGGCGUACACGUGGCUCCUGUUGGGGACGUACAGCGAGCGCUGGUGGCUGCGCCGCGCCCCCUGCGCUAGGCGCGACCUCACCGCCGCCCUGGACACCGCCAUCCUCACCGACCUGCUGCCGCUCUCCACCACCGGGGAGACCACCGUGUCGGGGAUUACCGCGAAGGAUUACCAAGUAGAGUAUGAUCGCAGAAGAGGUCUCGAGUAUUCCAGGUUCCAUGGGUACACUUAUGACGGUAUAUGGGCCAUGGCCCUCGCGAUCCAGACGGUGGCACAGAGAGUGAAGCUCAAGCAUAAGGAGAAGACCGUUCAGGACUUCCGGUACCGGGACAAAGAGUGGGAACAGCUGUUCCUGGAUGCGCUCAGCAACGUCACCUUUGAGGGUGUAACUGGUCCUGUUCGUUUCUACGACAACGAGCGAAAGGCCUCUAUACUCUUGAAGCAGUUCCAAGGUGAUCAGGUUGGGGAAGUGAAGGUGGGCGAGUACUGCGCCGAGAGGGACCACCUCGACCUGAGCAGCUGGGAACCAUUCAAAUGGGUUGGCAAGAAUCCGCCGAAAGACCGUACACUGCGCCUCAUCGAGCACACACAAGUCAAUAUCACCAUCUACGCGGUGCUGGUCUCUUGCUCCGUGCUGGGAAUUCUUCUAGCGACUGGUUUCCUCGCGAUGAACAUACAUUACAGAAACCAAAGGUAUAUAAAAAUGUCUUCGCCGCAUCUAAACAACCUCAUCAUCGUCGGCUGCAUGCUUACGUAUAUGAGCGUCAUCUUCCUCGGCCUGGACUCCAGCCUCAGCAGUAUAGGUCUUUCUCAGGAAACGCCGCGUGGAGCCGCGUUCCCGUACAUUUGCACCGCGAGGGCGUGGCUUCUUAUGGCCGGUUUCAGCUUGGCUUUUGGGGCUAUGUUCUCAAAAACGUGGCGCGUGCACUCCAUUUUCACAGACGUCAAGCUCAACAAAAAGGUGAUAAAAGACUACCAGCUGUUCAUGGUCGUCGGUGUUUUGCUGUGCAUCGACUUGGCCAUCAUGACCACCUGGCAAAUAUCCGACCCUUUUUACAGAGCUACGAAGCAAAUGGAGCCCUACCCGCACCCGACGAGCGAGGAUAUAGUCAUAGUCCAGGAGAACGAGUAUUGCCAGUCUGAGAGGAUGACCAUCUUCAUUGGGGUGUUCGGUGCGUUCCUCGCGUGGGAGACACGCCACGUUUCCAUACCAGCGCUCAACGACUCGAAGCACAUCGGCCUGUCCGUAUACAACGUCCUGAUCAUGUGCAUCAUGGGCGCACCCAUCGCUCUAGUAUUAGCCGAUCACAAAGACGCCUUAUUCGUUCUAAUAGCCAUCUUCAUCAUUUUCUGCACAACGGCAACCCUGUGCUUGGUUUUCGUGCCAAAGCUGGUGGAGCUGCGACGCAACGGGCAGCCGGGGGCCGCCGGAUCCAGGAUCCGGGCGACCCUGCGGCCCACCGCGGCGCACGAGUGCCGAGAGCCCGGCCCCGAGCUGGAGCGCCGGCUGAAGGAGCUCCGGCAGUACAACAACCGCUACCGGCGCACGCUGCAGGCGAAAGAGAACGAGCUGCAGAUGCUGCUGAGCAAACUCGGCAGCGACGCCAGCUCGGAGUCUUCGGUUCGCGACUCCCGUUCCCCGGCUGCUCAGCGCACUCGCCCCACCGCGCGCGACCUCAGCCACCCAGAGACGAGCGACAUUACAUCGGUGUGCAGCCUAAGCGCGUCAGCUGGUGCCGAAUCUGAAUACAUAAAUCUGCAGAGUCAGACAAUUAUCGAGAGACCGAAGCCAUCCGCCCCACCGGAGCCGAUCAAGGAGGUGACCAUCAAGGAGCCGAAGAAGGAGCAGACGAAGAACGUCUCCUUCAAAAACCACCUGGACUACACCAGCCCGCCGGCCUCCAAGGCUGUACCCGAAAAGGAUCAGCUCGCCAAACUUCCCUACGGCUGGUCAACGGAGGAGCCCCCGGAUCCGCCAAAACCGAUAACAAAGCCCACGGAGCCCGUCAAAGCAGAAACGAAGACGGUGCCAGCUCUGAAGCCAAGCGAUACACCUACGGUCAAGUCGAUGCCGGCCAAAGUACAGGAGCCGCUUUAUACCAAAGCCGCUACACCGAAGGUUCUCAAGACGCCGGAGGCCCAGAAGAAGGCGGGGAAGCCCCCGGAAGGUGGCGCCAAGUCGACGCCGUCCAGGGAGCCCAAGGCGCGGCACCGGCGGAUGUCCAGCGCCAGCCCCGCGCUCCUCGCCGACCUCAUGCACGUGCCCCUGGACAGGGACGACGUCCCCGAAAGGAUUCCACCGGUCCAAGAAAGGGACCCGCCCAUACCGCCGAAACCUAAACAAGAGCCAGAAGACAUCCUCGACAUCGAUCACGAUUUCUCUUCGAUGGAGAGAAGAAAAUCUUGCCAAAGAAAAGAUUCCGAGAAGAGAAAGAAAGAGAACUUCAUAGUCGUUCAGAGCGACCUUUGGGAUACAAACACCUUCCAGUAUACGUGCCAAAAAUCGCCACCAGCUCACGCUCACACUCCAAUGCAGAGGAGCGUCUCGGAAAAGAGUAGGCAGCAGCCUUCGCCACAUCACCACAGAGAGCCCGAUACAAGAAGCAUGGAGAGGAGAGCUUCGAACUCUUCGAUCAAUCAUACUGGACCAGCUAGAGGCAGUACCCCAGAGGGCUACAGAGACGCCGAUACAUUGAGAAUGUCCGACAGAUUGACGAAGCGUCGAGGCUCCGAGUAUCCUCUACCGGUGAGCACGCCUCCGCACCAGUUGCAGACGAAACGGCGUCAAUCAGCAGCCUACAUGAGGUCGUACCAGGAGGAGGUAGAGAAAGUUGAGAGCACACCGCGGAGGCAUGACGACAUUCCACGGAAGCACAUAGCAGACCCCCAACCGGAGCCCGAACCCUGGAAGCCCGAUCCUGACACCAUCAGGGUCUCGAAGAACCAGGAGUCUCCUGCGAAGAGGCUGAAGCAGGAGGCCGAGCCGCUGAAGAGGGCGAAGGGCGUCGGGGACUCCCCCAAACUGACGCAAGCGGUGCACCAAAUUAGGCCCGAUCACCACAAGAGCAGCCCAAACGUCGCGUCGAGACACAAAGGCGAAUCACCGGGCAAGAAAGAGGAACGCAAGUCCGCCACGUACAAUAGAAACGAUUCAAAACGUCAGGAAUCUGUGGACCAGCGCAAAAUGUACACGGCCAGUUCGGAAUCCGAGUUGUUUGAAUGUGCCAUACUUCCAAUUUUUCAAAAACUUCUCACGGAGAGACACAAAAGCCAGCCGCACGGCCUGAAUUUGAGCUACGGAGUUAGUUGUCCGAACAUUUCAAUCAAAUGUGACAUAGUUGAGUACUUG